AUGAAAUGCUUCCGGUGCAAAGGGACUGGUCACAAGGCACGCGACUGCAAGAGCACAGCGGCUAGAGAACCGAAAAGUCCUAUGUCUUUAUCGGCACGAGUUCGUGAAGCGAAGUGUAGUAAUGUUCGCACUAAGUAUGGGCAACUUCACGGUAAGUCUUCUCCGCGAAUUGUCGGCAAACGAUCGACAAUAGACGUGAAAGUUCUUGGCAGAGACAGAAAGGCUUUGUUAGAUACGGGAUCAGAAGUAUCGAUUUUGCCGUCGAGAGUACUCAAGGAGGCAAUGAGUGACGGAAUCGACAUCGAUGCGGUAGUCAAGGAGAUCCCAGUGCCCAAGUCGCUGAAGAUCACUGACGCUUCAGGAAGGGUGAUGAACUUUUUGACCGCGGUGGACAUUGAUGUAGCGGACAAAAGUGAUAACAAACAUAGCCUUGUAAGAAUGUUAGUGUCCAGAUCAGAGGAGGACCUAAUCAUUCUCGGAACGAAUGCGAUCUCACGGAUGGGAUAUGAAGUCAGGAAGAUCUCCUGUGAGAAGGAAGACCGAACUAUGGAGCGACAGCAAGGGUCAGAGGAAUGUCCUGCAGCUGUUGUUGCUCGGAGAGUCUUCAUAGCGCCUGGUGAGACCAAGGAUGUGGAUCUCACGUGUAGAAGGCAGUGGUCGGAGGCAAUACUUCACACGAAAGAUGGAAGGAUCCCUGAUGGUCUGUGCGAAGUAAGUGCCAAUGGCAUAGCAAAAGUAACGGUCGUCAAUACUACACAAGAGCCCAUGGUGAUACAAAAGGGCCAGGAAGUAGGCGAAUGGGAAAAUGCCUACUGGGAACGAUACUCGCUGUAG
This is a messenger RNA of Cooperia oncophora, 834 nucleotides long. NCBI's taxonomy places the organism in Eukaryota, Metazoa, Nematoda, Chromadorea, Rhabditida, Trichostrongylidae. The record is from the annotation of a GenBank genome assembly.